CAUCGGCUGUUAGCAGGGCUGUAAGCCUAAAGAUGGCAGGGGUGUUUGAGGUGGAGGUUGACGGAGUUGAACACGAUCAUGGACACGGACAUCACGAGGACGGCAAGAUUGAUUUGUCCAGGCUCUCACCAGAGGAGAAGUGGAGGUUGGAUCAUGCGAAAUUGCAUGCCAAACACAAGGGGCAUGAAGCCAUGCAUGCAGAGAUGGUUCUCAUUCUCAUCGUCACGCUCGUCGUUGCGCAGCUCGCCCUGGUUCAGUGGAAACAGAGACACCAAAAAUCAUACAACAUGGUAACGCUCUUCCAGAUGUGGGUGAUUCCUCUGUACUUCACCUCUAAACUGCACUGGUGGAGGUUUAUGGUGGUGUGGUUCACCUUCUCUAUUAUCACGGCUUUUGUCACUUUUCGUGCCACUCGCAAACCCCUGGCCUGCACCACUCCGAGGCUGGUUUAUAAAUGGUUCCUCCUCUUUUAUAAGAUUAACUACGGCACAGGCAUUGUGGGAUAUGCUAUAGUCAUGUUAACCCUCUUCGGCAUCAAUCUCCUAUUUGGGAUAAAGCCAGACGAUUGCAUGGACCUUGGCGUUUCACUUCUCUUCUACGGCCUGUACUUUGGUGUACUCGGCCGGGAUUUUGCAGAGAUAUGUGCCGAUGUUAUGGCAUCUACAAUUGGGUAUUACACUGAGUCCGGGAUGCCCACCAAGCACCUUUCAGACAGUAUCUGCGCCGUCUGCGGUCAGACCACCCUCGUGGAUGCGAACCAAGAGGGAAUCAUCGAAAACACCUACAGACUGACUUGCAACCAUGUAUUCCAUGAGUUUUGCAUACGUGGCUGGUGUAUCGUGGGUAAGAAGCAGACAUGUCCAUACUGCAAGGAAAAAGUUGACCUUAAAAGGAUGUUCAGGAACCCAUGGGAGCGUCCGCAUAUGAUGUACGGGCAGCUGCUGGACUGGCUGCGGUAUCUGGUGGCCUGGCAGCCCAUUAUCAUUGGACUGGUACAACUCAUCAAUUACAUCCUGGGUUUGGAGUAACAGAAGCAGAGCAGAGGGACUGUC
Danio rerio (zebrafish) is the source of this 1052-nucleotide messenger RNA. It is a transcript of the gene rnf121, whose product is annotated as ring finger protein 121. NCBI's taxonomy places the organism in Eukaryota, Metazoa, Chordata, Actinopteri, Cypriniformes, Danionidae. The record is from RefSeq and is marked provisional. Gene Ontology annotation, cellular component: membrane. Gene Ontology annotation, molecular function: metal ion binding.